Glossina fuscipes is the source of this 735-nucleotide messenger RNA. RefSeq names its product neprilysin-2-like. Gene Ontology annotation, cellular component: plasma membrane. Gene Ontology annotation, molecular function: metalloendopeptidase activity. Gene Ontology annotation, biological process: protein processing. NCBI's taxonomy places the organism in Eukaryota, Metazoa, Arthropoda, Insecta, Diptera, Glossinidae. The transcript is spliced from 4 exons. The record is from RefSeq and is a predicted model, not a curated record. The annotation marks the transcript as partial.
UUUGAAUCUUAUCGAAAUUUACGUAAUUUUAAAAGGAAUAAACUGUUGGAAAAAUAUUUUCUACCUUUCAAGAAAGCCAACUGGGAAACAUUCUCGCAGACCUUCGCCACUAAUGCUUACUAUUAUCAUAACAAAAACUCCCUUUUUAUUCCCCUCGGCGUGCUACAAGGACAAUUUUUUAAUCCAUAUUUGCCCAAAUAUGUAAACUAUGGUGCUCUCGGCUAUGCUUUAGGCCAUGAAGUUGUCCAUGGUUUUGAUAACGUGGGUAGCAAAUACGAUUCAAAUGGAAAUACAAACGAUUGGUGGCACAGCGAAACUAAUCAGGAGUUUGUUCGGAUGACUAAAUGCCUUAUUAGGCAAUAUGGAAAAUUUCAAGACGAAACUACCCAUUUAAAGCUUGACGGAGAGCUUACGUUAGCUGAAAAUAUGGCCGAUAACGGAGGCCUUCGACAAACUUAUAAUGCCUAUAAACGUUGGGCUUUACGUCAUGUUCCCGAAGUUAAAUUACCUGGUCUGGAUUUCACUCCCAAACAACUGUUUUGGAUUUCGGGUGCUCAGCUGUGGUGUAAAGUGUUAAAUAACGAAACUUCGUACAAGCAGUGGCAAGGAAGGAGGCAUUCGCCGUAUAUAUGCCGUGUGUUGGGGCCUUUGCGUAAUAUACCCGAAUUUUCACAAGACUUUAAUUGUGCUGAAGGCUCGCCGAUGAAUCCUUUAACUAAAUGUUAUGUUUGGUAA